Molecule: messenger RNA, 432 nt
Organism: Fonsecaea multimorphosa CBS 102226
Lineage: Eukaryota; Fungi; Ascomycota; Eurotiomycetes; Chaetothyriales; Herpotrichiellaceae
Exons: 2
Coding region: 1-432 (143 amino acids)
Cellular component (GO): mitochondrial inner membrane peptidase complex
Source: RefSeq, a predicted model, not a curated record
AUGGCUCCUCCCGAACACCCCUUCCCCGUCUCGGAGCUCGACCAGCACGUCCGCUCGCACAGUGUCAAUUACAAGGAGAAAUCGCGCAAACUGCCCCAAGACUUUGACCUGCAGCGCGAUUGCGAGUUGAUGGAACUCGUCCAGUACAGUUGCACCACGGUCAAGCAGCAAUAUGAGAGGGCCCUCGCAAACGGGACGGGGACGGCCAGGAUGGAAUGUUUCCCCAUUGUCAGGCUGUUUAGGAAAUGCGUCAAAGGUGGGAAGGUGUUUCAUGUCGAGACGACAGCGUGGGAAGGGCAACAUGCCUGGAAACCCCCAAAUACACAGCCGACAGUGCACAUGAACAACAGCGACCAAGAAAAGCCUGCGGCGGACGUCUCGUCAGGAAAUAUGGUUACGUCCUACUGGAACUCGCUAUGGUCCAAAAAGUAA